GAGAUACUUAAUUAUAUUUGAACUAAUCCACUAUAUUAAACCUACGUUUAACCUGUUAAACAUAAAACAUAGCUGUUGCAUCAGACUACUGCACACUAUCAGUCAACAUAUCAGCAAUGAAUCACAACUAAGGAAUGAGACACACCCCGUGUACAGGUGAAGCAACAACACUUAGCAGAGGAGGUGUGACAGAGCUCCACCCUUCAGCUGACUCACCCAACGCAAGCCAGGAAUCAGUUUGUCCUUCGUCACUACAGAGAGACACACAGACGGAAAAACAGACGCUCAGAUUCACCUUCAGACCAAUUAACAACUUCCUCUGAGUGAAUUCAGCUACAGGAGAAAAAGUGGAAAACUACAACACUGCUGAAGCUUCACUCAGAGACUAAAUGGCUUCCAGAUCAGAGGAGGAUCUCUGCUGUCCGGUCUGUCGUGACAUGUUUAGAAAUCCUGUUCUUCUGUCAUGUAGCCACAGCUUCUGUAAAGACUGUCUGCAGAGCUGGUGGACAGGGAAAUCAACACAGGAGUGUCCAGUUUGUAAGAAAAGAUCUUCAAGGGAAGAACCACCUUGUAACCUGGUGUUGAAGAACCUGUGUGAGGCCUUCUUACUGGAGAGAGAUCAGAGAGCUUCAGAGGGUCUCUGCAGUCUGCACUCUGAGAAACUCAAACUCUUCUGUCUGGACCAUCAGCAGCCAGUGUGUCUCAUCUGCAGAGAUUCAGAAACACACUCCAACCACAGAAUCAGACCUAUCGAUGAAGCUGCACGACAACACAAGAAGGAGCUUCAGGAAACUCUGGAGCCCUUAAAAGAGAAGUUAAAAGUUUUUGAACAAGUUAAAGUGAAGUUUGAUCAAACAGCAGAACACAUAAAGCUCCAGGCCCGAUGCACAGAGAUGCAGAUUAAGGAACAGUUUAAGAAGCUUCACCAGUUUCUAGAAGAGGAAGAGGAGGCCAGGUUGGCUGCACUGAGGGAGGAAGAGGAGCAGAAGAGUCAGAGGAUGAAGGAGAAGAUGGAGGCUCUGAGCAGAGAGAUAGCAGCUCUUUCAGACACAGUCAGAGCCACAGAGGAGGAGCUGAGAGCUGAAGACGUCUCAUUCCUGAUCAACUACAAGGCUGCAGUGGAAAGAGUCCAGCAGCACCCCCUGCUGGAUGAUCCACACCUGCUCUCAGGAGCUCUGAUAGACCAGGCCAAACACCUGGGCAACCUGAGCUUCAACAUCUGGAACAAGAUGAAGGACAUGGUCUCCUACACUCCUGUGAUUCUGGACCCAAACACUGCUAAACCCAACCUUAUCCUGUCAGAAGAUCUGACUAGUGUGAGACGAGUAAAGAGACAGCAGCUUCCUGAUAAUCCAGAGAGGUUUGAUAGAUACCGCUCUGUCCUGGGCUCUGAGGGCUUUAACUCAGGGACUCACAGCUGGGAUGUCGAGGUUGGAGACAGUACAUUCUGGUCACUGGGUGUGUUAGCAGAGUCUGUCCAGAGGAAGGGAGAAAUAGAGUCUGGAUUAUGGAGAAUAAGGUUGUUUCAAGGUAAAUACUCAGCAUGGUCAGCACCAGCUCCAGAAACCGAUCUCGUAGUGCAGAAGCAGCUCCAGAGGAUCAGAGUGACUCUGGACUGGAACAGAGGAAAGCUGUCGUUCUCUGAUGUUGAUAGUGACACACACAUACACACCUUCACACACACUUUCACUGAGAGGAUGUUUCCAUUCAUUAGCACUUGGACUAAACUGAAGAUAUUGCCAGUGAAGGUGUGUGUGUGACAGUGGAGCAGAGCAGUUAGAGAUAAAGAGGAUGAUUAUAUUAAUGUUGUUUAUUUCUUGAAGGGCCUCUUAAUCUGAACCUGUCAUCCUAAUGUCUCAUUAAUACAAAAAUAUGCUUAGUUUUUGUUUCAGUUAUUGUUUGAUGUUUAGUUUGACGAUCUGCAUGAACAUUAUCUGCAUCAAAUAUGUUAAACUGCUUCAUGUGCUGCAGUCAAAAGCAAGUUCAGUUUUUUUCAUGUGUAAAAUGAUUUUGUUAAGUUUCUAUGGUUUUGUUUCGUUUAGCCCUUUUCUUUUUUAUCGGUACUCUUUCAUUUUAAAUUGUUGUUCAUGUUUUAUUAUUUUGACCUGUGUGUGUGGAGCCAUGAAGACAGAAAACACUUUGUAGAAGCUGAUUUGAUCCCAAAAAAAGAACAAUGAAGCACUGUAUCAAUAACUGCAUGUUUGAGCAGCCAACCAUUGUUCAGAUCCAACAAACUUUAUUUUAAUUCUAGUCCAGAUUAUAGAUACAUUAAAUGAAUGUUUUAUUACUUUAAAUGUAUACAUGAACAAGUUUGUAUUUUAUGUAAUAAAGAAAAAAACGACCCUGU
Sander lucioperca (pikeperch) is the source of this 2347-nucleotide messenger RNA. Its product is annotated as nuclear factor 7, brain-like. The record is from RefSeq and is a predicted model, not a curated record. The coding region runs from base 390 to 1760 and encodes 456 amino acids. Gene Ontology annotation, molecular function: protein binding; zinc ion binding. The transcript is spliced from 2 exons. Lineage: Eukaryota; Metazoa; Chordata; Actinopteri; Perciformes; Percidae.